AUGCAGCGACAUCUUCUUCUCGGCUUGGCAGGGCUGCCCGCUCUCCUCUCGGCGCAAAGGGUCUCUGUGACUUGCAGUUUCGCGACUGUUGCUGCAAAUGGCGAGACGUGCGAUAGCAUGGCCGCGACUUGGGGACUGGACACGGCCACUUUCCAAUCAUUGAACCCAAAAGCAAAAUGCCCAGAGGUCAUUGGAGGUGAGCAAUACUGUGUAGUUGGUACCGUGACCACAGUCACUGGCGAACCCACCACGGCUCCUGCAACCACGUCCACCCAGACGACAACGACGACGACGACAGAGGUCACCUCUACUACCGUACCAGGCAACGGCAUCACCACGCCUGUGCCAGUACAGCCGAACCUUGUCUCAAACUGUAACAAGUUUUACUUUGUCAACAAGGGUGACAACUGUGCUGACAUUACCGCGCGAUACAACCUCGACCUGUCCGAUUUUUUGGAGUGGAAUCCCAAGGCCGGCAAUAGCUGCUCCGGCCUCUGGGCCAACGCCUAUGCCUGCGUCUCCGUCAUUGGCUACGUCCCCAAGCCCAAGCCCAAGCCCACGUCCACGUCGACCAAGCCGCCGACAGCAACUGGCAAUGGAAUCCCCACGCCGCUUCCCACACAGCCCGGCAUGACGGACGGCUGCAACAAGUUCUACCUUGUCAAGCCUGGCGAGACGUGCGCGGACAUCGCCUCACGCAACGGCGUCUCCCUGUCUGACUUUCUGCAAUGGAACCCGCACGCCGGCAACGCCUGCUCGGGCCUGUGGGCCAACGCGUACGCCUGCCUGGGCAUGGUUGCGUUUUCGCUCAAGUCGAGGUUCCGCGUCGACUGCACGGGCGACGCCCACAACGUCGUUAACAUUGCCGGCGACCAAGGCCAGUGCAUAAACACAGACUGCAGCGUGGGGAGCCUGGAAAUCGCCGCGGCUGGCGUGUGCCCAGACGGCGAGGUGCAAAUUAGCUACUGGGAGCAGCCCGGCUGCCAGGGCAAGUGGUUUGGCUACGGGUACGCAAAGAGGGGGGAGUGCCGCGGCUUAUGGACGAAUGGGUGGAAGUUCAAGGCUAUGCAUCUGCGCUGCGCAAAGAGCCAGGAUGACUGUGUGAACAAGGGCUCUUGCGCGUACGAUCCUGAGCCGGCUCAGGGUGUUUGCUAA
Messenger RNA from Beauveria bassiana ARSEF 2860, 1155 nucleotides. Its product is annotated as LysM domain-containing protein. The transcript is spliced from 2 exons. The record is from RefSeq and is a predicted model, not a curated record. NCBI's taxonomy places the organism in Eukaryota, Fungi, Ascomycota, Sordariomycetes, Hypocreales, Cordycipitaceae. Bases 1 to 1155 code for a protein of 384 amino acids.